Messenger RNA from Prunus armeniaca (apricot), 330 nucleotides. The record is from the annotation of a GenBank genome assembly. NCBI's taxonomy places the organism in Eukaryota, Viridiplantae, Streptophyta, Magnoliopsida, Rosales, Rosaceae.
AUGGCAGCGAGCAAUUAUAAAGGUAUGGUAUCGAUCAAGAAGGUACUAAAGAAGGUCAUAGAUGGUAAAUUAGGAUCAAGUGAUGAUGUGAAAGAGGAGGGUACAAAGAGAAAAGGAAGGAGAAUGACCGGAAGUGAUAAUGUGAAGGAGAAGGGUAGGGAGAGAAAAACAAGGGGAAUAAGUGUAGUUGACGAUGAGGAGGAGGAGGGUACAACAAACAGAAAAAGAAGGAGACGCGUGGUAAGUGAUAAUGUGAAGGAGAAGGGUACAAAGAGAAAAACAAGGGGAAGUAGUGGAAGUGAAAGUGAGAGUUGCAGUGUUUGUAUGUAG